UGCAGCGACAGUCUUCUUCGGGCGCAUCGCAGCCAACACCUCGCCGCUUCGCCGAGUCGAAAUCGUCGGUCGAAAACAGCGACGCGCAUACACGCUUCUCGCAGCCCCACACGACUCUCUCCCGUAUGCGGCAACCAGCGGAGAACCGGGCGCGUCGCUUCGAAAACCGAGGCUUGUUUGUGCCAAUACUCCGAUACACUCGCAUCACACCGACCGGUAGCAGCUGAAACGGUCUUUUUUUUUUAUCUCACGUCGUUCGCUGUUGUACGAGGCGGAGUGUUACAGGACACCCGAAUAAAAAGCGGAAAGCAAAAACUGUGACGUGUGAGCGGCAAAACCACCGGCAAAAAAAUCCACCCUUUGGCGACUUCCAAGUUCGGGGAAAUCCUGGACGUUGCUGUUGUUGACCCUGCGUGAUGGAAGGUGUGGAACAGGACGAAGGCGCGGCGCAGGGGCUGCCCAACUGCACGCCGCCCGCCAUCGACGACUUCCCGCGCGACCUCUUCUCGGAGCAGCAGCGCCAGGAGGGCGCCGUCGUGCUGCACGUGCUCGCCUCGCUCUACCUGUUCGUCGCGCUCGCCGUCGUCUGCGACAGGUACUUCGUGCCCGCCGUCGAGCGCAUCUGCCAAGCACUGAACAUGUCGAACGACGUGGCGGGGGCCACGUUCAUGGCGGCGGCGACGUCGGCGCCGGAGCUGUUCGUGAACGUGAUCGGCACGUUCAUCACGGAGGGCGACAUCGGGGUCGGCACGAUCGUGGGCAGCGCCGUCUUCAACAUCCUCGCCGUGGCCGCCUGCUGCGGGCUGGGCGCCGGCAUCGUGGUGCCCCUGGACUGGUGGCCCCUGACGAGGGACUGCCUGGCGUACGGCGUGACGGUGUCGCUGAUGAUCUGCAUCAUCCACGACGAGCGCGUCGAGUGGUAUGAGGCGCUCACCCUGGUGCUGCUCUACAUCGUCUACAUCGCAGUGAUGUACUGGGACAAGUCAAUACAGCGGUGCACCCGGGGCAAGAAGAGGAUGGCGUCGCGGGCCAACUCCAACCGCAAGGCCUCCGUCGACAAUGUGGAGGCUGGAGAGGCGAGGCUACCACUGCAGGACGCCUCGGCGGCGGACGCCAACGCCUCCACUGUGGGGCCCGAGUCGGCUGCGCAACAGCUCAACGGCAGCAUCAAACUGGCUGCGGGGGCGGAAGCGGACGGCCAGGGCAACCCUGACGUCCCGGGCGACCAGCAGAACGACUGCACCGAGAACGAAGUGGCUGCGGCAGUGGAGGACGCGCUGCGCUGGCCCGGCUCGCCCCCGCACACGUGGUACCGCCGGCUGGCCUGGGUGCUCGUGUGGCCCAUCCACCUGGUGUUCACCGCCACCAUCCCGGACUGCGAGAAGCCGCGCUUCAAGCGCUGGUUCCCGCUCACCUUCCUCAUGUGCAUCAUCUGGAUCGGCAGCCUCUCCUACGUCGUCGCAUGGAUGAUCACCAUCAUAGGAGACACGCUGAAGAUUCCAGACUCUGUGAUGGGCAUCACGUUCCUGGCGGCUGGAACCAGCGUUCCAGAGGCGGUCUCCAGUGUGAUCGUCGCUAAGCAAGGCCACGGCUCGAUGGGCAUCAGCAACUCGAUCGGCUCCAACACGUUCGACAUCCUGCUGUGCCUGGGCCUGCCGUGGCUCAUCAAGGCGAGCUUCCUGCCCACCACGGAGGGCCGGCACUACGUGGGCAUCAACUCGCGUGGCCUCGAGUACUCGGCCAUCUCGCUGCUCUCCACGCUCUUCAUGCUCUACGCCGCCUUCUCCCUCAACAAAUUUCGACUGGACAAGCGAGUGGGUCGAGCCUGCCUGCUCAUGUACGCCAUGUUCCUCGUGCUGGCCACCCUCAUUGAACUCAAUGUCUUCUUCAUGGUCAAUCUCCCCACAUGUGGCCGAUGACUUCGCCAUCAGUAUGCCAAUUUUCCUUCAAGGUCGUGGAGUCACAUAAGCUACAUAAUGGGGGCAAGGCACAUUGUGAAAGUACACCAUGGUAGCAUCUAUGGGAAAUAUGUUAAUUUUCAAUGAGCAUCAGGACUCUGGAUCUUACUUUUUAAAUUUCCUACAUAAUGACACACUCUUCUCUCUAUUUCUCCUCUCUUUCCCCUCUUUCCCACCUGCAAGUGGACACACACACACACACACACACCUUAUCUAUUCUUCUAUGACUUAAUUUUUACUAAACAUACAGAUUAACAAAACAUAAGAAUAAUGACUCAACUGUUUCCUGCUGCUGCAAAAAGUAAAAGAAGUAACAAAACAAAGUACUCUCCUGUACACUUGCUCCCCCCCCCCC
Molecule: messenger RNA, 2313 nt
Organism: Schistocerca gregaria
Lineage: Eukaryota; Metazoa; Arthropoda; Insecta; Orthoptera; Acrididae
Gene: zyd
Product: sodium/potassium/calcium exchanger 3
Exons: 10
Coding region: 417-1919 (500 amino acids)
Biological process (GO): calcium ion transmembrane transport; intracellular calcium ion homeostasis
Cellular component (GO): membrane
Molecular function (GO): calcium channel activity; calcium, potassium:sodium antiporter activity
Source: RefSeq, a predicted model, not a curated record